UUUCUUGCUUCUUGGCGGAAAAAACAAAAAACGCAGAGAAGAAGAAAGAGAAAGAAGAUGGAGAAUGCGGCGAGCUUGGCUUCGGGUCCCGACGGAAAGAAACGGCGCGUGACCUACUUUUACGAGCCAAACAUCGGCGACGGCAGUCAACGGGUAUCCCAACAGAUCAGUACGACUCACAACCUCAUCCGCAGCUAUCACCUCCACAAUGACAUGGAUAUCGUCCGCCCUAGCCUUGCCAAAGAUUCAGAUUUCGUUCAGUUUCACUCGCCGGAGUACAUAGCAUGCCUCGCUACUCUCACGCCGGAGUAUGUCGACAUGGCUAAUAAGUCAGAAAGCGUAGCCGAAACUACCCUCGAGCUCUUCGACUUAGACGAGUGGGACACCCCUUUCUUCCCUGGCCUCAUCGAUUAUUGCCGUCUCUACGCCGGUGGUUCUAUUUGCGCCGCCGCGAAACUGAACCGAAGCGAAGCUGAUAUCGCCAUCAAUUGGUCCGGCGGGAUGCACCGCGCCAAGAGAGAUGAGGCUCGUGGCUUUGGCUACGUCAACGACGUUGUUCUUGGGAUCCUCGAGUUGCUCAAAGUCUUCAAGCGAGUUCUCUACAUAGAUAUUGGGUAUUACCAUGGGGAUGCAGUACAAGAAGCGUUCUACAAAACUGAUAGAGUUAUGACUGUUUCUUUCCACGAGUCUGUGGUCCAAAGCAGAGGAGACAUAACAGACAACGGGGUAGAAAAGGGAGAAUACUAUUCUCUAAAUGCUCCGCUGAAGAAUGGUUUGGACGAUGCAAGUUUCGUCAAUUUAUUGGUACCUGUCAUCCACAAGGCUAUGGAGGUUUAUCAGCCGGAAGCAAUUGUUCUUCAGUGUGGGCCUGAUUCACUAGCUGGUGACGCGUUGGGUAAAUUCAACUUGACUAUCGAGGGUCAUGGUGCUUGUCUCGGGUACAUAAGAUCAUUUAAUGUUCCUCUCAUGCUCUUGGGUGGUCAAGGUCACACUCUUGGAAAUGUUGCACGUUGCUGGUGCUAUGAGACAGCAGUUGCGGUUGGAAAAGUAAUUGACGACGAUCUCGAUACCAAUGUCUCCGAUGCGUGUUUUGCCCCAGGUUAUCAACUUCAUAUUGAGCCGAACCGCAUGAAGAAUUUAAACACAGACGAAUAUAUUGCAAAAAUAAAGAAGACAUUACUAAACCAACUUUCGCAAGUGAUACACGCACCUAGUGUGCAGUUUCAAGACACUCCACCAAUCAGUCAAGUUACAGAAGCAGUGGAAGAGGACAUGGAGACGAGAUAAAAUGAACGUAUAUUGACGACUGGUAGUGCAAGUUAUGAAUCAGGCUCUGACGAGGACAAGUUUUUUCUCGGUGUAGUGUCAUAGUACAAGGAUUCUUUCAUACUUCACCUCCUUGUGAAUAGUUUUACCAGCAUUGUAAAUAAGCAUGAUCACCUCAGAUAUUAUAUGAAGUUCAAACAGAUUGUUGUC
This is a messenger RNA of Brassica napus (rape), 1476 nucleotides long. RefSeq names its product histone deacetylase 7. The record is from RefSeq and is a predicted model, not a curated record. Gene Ontology annotation, molecular function: histone deacetylase activity. Bases 58 to 1287 code for a protein of 409 amino acids. NCBI's taxonomy places the organism in Eukaryota, Viridiplantae, Streptophyta, Magnoliopsida, Brassicales, Brassicaceae. The transcript is spliced from 5 exons.